Molecule: messenger RNA, 1602 nt
Organism: Impatiens glandulifera
Lineage: Eukaryota; Viridiplantae; Streptophyta; Magnoliopsida; Ericales; Balsaminaceae
Product: non-specific phospholipase C6-like
Exons: 3
Coding region: 1-1602 (533 amino acids)
Biological process (GO): phospholipid catabolic process
Molecular function (GO): hydrolase activity, acting on ester bonds
Source: RefSeq, a predicted model, not a curated record
AUGGAGCAAAAGAUAAUGGGAAUGCCUAAACUUUCUUUGUUCUUCUUCUUAUUAUUAGUUUUCACACUAACUAUUGGAGGAAAGACCAACAUGAACUUUGUUGAGGGAAAACAACCCAUUCAAACAAUUGUUGUUCUUGUUUUAGAAAACCGAUCAUUCGACCACAUUUUGGGUUGGAUGAAGAGCGUAAAUCCAUCCAUCGACGGAGUCACGGGUCGAGAAUGCAAUCCAAUUUCCACUAAAUCUAAGUCGUCCAAAUCAAUAUGUUUCACGGAUGAUGCGGUUUAUGUGGAUCCGAAUCCGGGUCAUGAUUUUCCAGAUGUUAAGCAACAAAUUUUCGGAUCCGGAACCACUCCUUCCAUGUCAGGCUUUGUUGAACAAGCAAUUUCCAUAUCAAAAAACGUAUCCGACGUCGUAAUGAAAGGGUUCAAACCCGUAUCCGUGCCCGUGUAUGCCGAGUUAGUGCGGGAAUUUGCCGUUUUCAAUCGUUGGUUUUCAUCGGUUCCUGGUCCAACCCAACCCAACAGAUUAUUCGUAUAUUCCGCAACAUCAUCCGGAGCCACCUACCAUGACAAAGUACAACUCGCCAAAGGUUACCCACAAAAGACCAUUUUCGAUUCUCUUUACGAAGACAAUAUCGAUUUCGGCAUUUACUAUGAUCACGUACCAGCCACAUUGUUCUAUAGGAAUCUUAGGCAAUUAAAGUACAUCUUAAGGUUUCACCGUUACGGAACAAAAUUCAAGAAACACGCUAAGGAAGGGAAACUUCCAAACUUGACGGUAAUCGAGCCGAGGUACUACGAUAUCUUUGGAAAUCCGGCAAACGAUGAUCAUCCGUCCCACGAUGUUGGAAACGGUCAAAAGCUAGUGAAGGAGGUUUACGAAGCUUUGAGGGCCAGUCCACAAUGGAAUCAGACGCUUUUCGUAAUAACCUACGAUGAGCAUGGUGGGUUCUUCGAUCAUGUCCCGACACCUAUCCAUAAUGUUCCAAACCCGGAUGGUAAAAUCAGCCCGCCUCCCAAUUUCUUCAAGUUCGACCAACUUGGAGUUCGUGUUCCCACUAUUAUGAUAUCUCCGUGGAUUAAAAAAGGCACUGUUGUAGGAAGGGCAAAAGGACCAGAAAUUAGCUCAGAGUAUGAACACUCGUCAAUCCCAGCCACCAUUAAGAAGAUGUUCAAUCUUUCUUCAGACUUCUUAACCCGUCGUGAUGCUUGGGCGGGCACAUUUGAACACAUAGUCGGAGAACUUGACUCUCCUAGGACUGAUUGCCCAAGUAAUAUCAAUAACUUUACAUACUUAUUGAUGACCCUUCCAGAGCCUCCAUCUCUAAGAGGUAGCGAGCCAGAUGAAAACAGGGAAGUGUCAGAGUUUCAAACAGAGCUGACAGAUCUAGCAAGAUCCCUCAUUAAAGACGAUUAUAACUUGAUGAACAGCAAGAUGGGGAAUGAGAAGAAGAUGACGGUAAAGGAGGGUGAACAAUAUGUAAGAGAAGCCAUGUCAAAGUUCUUGAAAGCUAGCAAAGACACAUUGAGGUUGGGGAUUGACGGUUCAACCAUUGUGGACUUAACUACAUGCAACCAUGACAAAGAAUGGGCUUGUUAA